Messenger RNA from Zophobas morio, 1456 nucleotides. Its product is annotated as G-protein coupled receptor dmsr-1-like. Gene Ontology annotation, biological process: G protein-coupled receptor signaling pathway. Gene Ontology annotation, molecular function: G protein-coupled peptide receptor activity. The coding region runs from base 109 to 1341 and encodes 410 amino acids. Lineage: Eukaryota; Metazoa; Arthropoda; Insecta; Coleoptera; Tenebrionidae. The record is from RefSeq and is a predicted model, not a curated record. Gene Ontology annotation, cellular component: plasma membrane. The transcript is spliced from 3 exons.
UCACUUGCCACGCACUGCACCAACAGUAGCUGAGUUCGAAGAUGUAACGCUUCCAUGAAGAUGUGACACCGGCACACUUUUCGCCAUCUUAAUGAACAACAAACAAAAAUGGCCUUGGUGGUGUCAAACAACACAAAACUAAGGAAAUUGAUCGCUUACAUAAGCGCAUCCUUCCACAAUGACACCUACAACUUAACGGAAACCCAAAAACAGCUUUUAGAAAAUUACCUCAACAGGUUGACGGAACGCAUCGGAGGCGACAAUUUUCCGGAAACCAUUCACACCGACGUCGAUUGCGGCGCCGGGUUAGAAGACGUUGCUGAAAUCUACGCGAAGAAUUACCAUCCCUACUUUGCCACCGCCGUCUGCCUAUUUGGAAUCGUUGCCAACCUUUGUAACAUUGCAGUAUUGACGAGAAAAGACAUGAUUUCGACGCCCAUCAACCGCAUUUUGACGGCUCUUGCAGUGGCUGAUGCUCUAGUGAUGGUCGAAUACAUUCCUUACACGUAUUACUACUACGUAGUGUUGGCUAAGAAGAUGGACUUUCCGUAUUCGGGGGCUGUUUAUAUUUUGUUUCAUACUCAUUUCACUCAGGUGCUGCAUACUACUUCUGUGUGUCUCAAUCUCACGCUGGCUAUUUGGAGAUACUUGGCUUUAGGAUAUCCGGAAAGAAUUCACACCCUCUGCUCCGAUUCCCGCUGUACGCUAAGCAUCGUUCUCAGUUACUUCCUUCCCGUCGUCCUUUGUAUUCCCACUUACGUCACCCUCACCAUAGCGACGCGAGAAAUCACUGAAAACCAGACCCUCUUCAUCCUCUACCACACCGAUCUUCACGAUAUGUUCAAGACCGACAACACCCUCUUGAAGAUCAACUUCUGGAUCUACGCCGUCCUGCUGAAGCUGCUGCCGUGCGCCAUCCUCACCGUGAUCAUCUCGUGGCUCAUUCGCGCCUUUUUCAAAGCGAAGAAGAGGAGACUAAAGCUUCAAAGCUAUAACGACAUCGACAACAAGAAUAAAACAACAAAGACGAAGCGAAGGGCAGACAGAACGACGAAAAUGUUGGUCGCCGUGUUGUUACUGUUCCUUCUCACUGAGUUCCCGCAGGGGAUUUUCGCUCUUUUGAUCGGAAUCAAGGGAAAAGAUCUGUUUCUGGAAUGCUAUCAGCUGUACGGGGAAAUAAUGGACAUUUUGGCGCUGAUAAACGGAGCGAUUAAUUUUAUUCUAUAUUGUUCGAUGAGUCGCAGGUUUAGAACAAUGUUCGGACAGUUAUUUAAAAUAAGGGUGUUGGGAUUGCUAACGCCCCCACCGCCGCCGUCGGAUAUCCACACGACGUGCGUUUAAAGCUAUAUCUAUCUAUACGUGAAGCAUUCAAUUUGUUGUAUUCAAUAUUUAAGUCAUUCGAAAAAAAAUUCUAGGGUUUUACUGAAACCUCUAGGAAGAUUCCAUUUUGGUAAAC